AUGUCGUCUUUGGAGGUUCGCGCUGCGCUGCUGCCGGCCGCACAGGUCCCUUUAAUUAAGGGGAAGAGCUCCGCGGCGGGGCCGAGGAGAGCUGCUCUCGGAGAGAUCACCAACUCUAACGCCGCUAACGCGAAGUGGGCCACUUCAUCUGCCUCCAGCCUGGUUCGGGUGUUCAGAAGCCCGGUUUUGGACCCACCCGGCCCCCCUGGAGGCUUGAUGGAGCAGAGCUCCCUGGAAGUGGCCUCUCUAACGCUCUGCUCUUCUUUCCAGAGAGCCGGACCGUCAAAGUCCAAACCGGCUUGUGCCCAAAAGGUCAAACCCGUCCAGGUGGUGGUUCCGACGGUCCAGGUCGGCCCAGCAGAGCCCCCCCCGGCGGUGCCAGAGGCCCCCCCCGCGGUGCCGGAGGAGGGGGCGCUGUGCCGGGGCUUCUCCCAGGUGCUGCUGGCGGCGCCGGACGUGGACGAGCAGGACGCUGACCAGCCGCAGCUCUGCUCCCAAUACGUCAAGGAGAUCUACCAGUACCUGCACGUCCUGGAGGUACCCGGCCGACCCCCACAGCUGCCCCCCCUGCUCCAGCUGCCUCACAGGGCCUCUGUACUGGCGGCCCCUGUAGUUCUCAUGCUCGAAGCCGACCCAUCUGCCCAGCAAGAAACAGCCCAGAGAGAGAAAAACAUCAAAAGCCCGUAUCCAAAAUCAGACUCGGGAGCAGAAAUCCCCCUUUUAGGACAAACAGCACAUCUGGAGGCAGAUGUGCGUCUCAGGUGGACUUACGCUCCGCCCUCCACCUGCACCGAGUUGCAUCUCUCUGGGAAGUUCUUGUCGCUGAUCCGGGGACAGUCGGAGCUCAGGUCCAGCCGCCGGCCGGCAAAGUUUCUCUGUUCGAAAAGGGUCACCUGA
Menidia menidia (Atlantic silverside) is the source of this 897-nucleotide messenger RNA. The record is from the annotation of a GenBank genome assembly. Lineage: Eukaryota; Metazoa; Chordata; Actinopteri; Atheriniformes; Atherinopsidae.